Chenopodium quinoa (quinoa) is the source of this 666-nucleotide messenger RNA. RefSeq names its product GABA transporter 1-like. The record is from RefSeq and is a predicted model, not a curated record. The transcript has 2 exons. Lineage: Eukaryota; Viridiplantae; Streptophyta; Magnoliopsida; Caryophyllales; Amaranthaceae. The coding region runs from base 1 to 666 and encodes 221 amino acids.
AUGUUCAAGGGGCUAGGUCUUAGUUAUACAGUUUUGCUGUUAACUUUCUCCAGUGUGGCAGCCUCAGGGUAUUGGGCCUUUGGCAAUGUGGCACUAACAGUUUCUUACUUGAUAACUUCGACGAUAAAAAUGGCAAUGUUUUGGUGCAUAAAUGGUUUUGGUUUCUUAUCACCACAAUCAGCUUCAUUAUCCUCAGGUGUAUACUUGCACCAGCUAUACUCUGGAGCGGAUGUUUGUUUAUCCAGUGUAAACCUGUUUUCACCGCAAUGUGACAUUAAGAAUAAUCUCAAGGUCCAUUUCUGUGAUUGCAGCCACUACCAUAGCCAGGUUGCUUCCAUUUUUUGGCCAUGUCAAUGCACUGAUGGAGCAUCUGGCUUGGUGCCCCUCGACUUUAUCCUGCCUGUCAUUUUCUUCAACUUAACCUUUGAACCAUCCAAGCGAUGUUGCAUGUUUUUGGUCAUUGGAUCUGUCUUCUCAUUGAUUAUGGUAAUUGGAGUCUUUGCAGCAACCAGGCAGAUAGUUCUUAAUUCUAAUGCUGUUCAUUCCUUCGAUCAUCCUUCUGAUUCAUUGAGGCUGCCUUUAGUCGCAAACAGUGUACAUGGAAAUCAAUAUCAAGUUAUUAGGCUAAAAAAACAUAAUCCUUUCUUCAAUAUGCCAAUUCCAUGA